Messenger RNA from Lutzomyia longipalpis, 1622 nucleotides. RefSeq lists its product as uncharacterized. NCBI's taxonomy places the organism in Eukaryota, Metazoa, Arthropoda, Insecta, Diptera, Psychodidae. The record is from RefSeq and is a predicted model, not a curated record. The coding region runs from base 486 to 1550 and encodes 354 amino acids. The transcript is spliced from 6 exons.
GACCUGCUAAGAGGUUCUCGCUUUUAUAGCUCAGGUGGAGUGUUUAUCGCCCAUUUCCCCAUACUGCUCCACGUACAUAUCUCCGUGGGCAGUUGCGGUGGUCGAGAGCUGUGAGGACCCCCAGCCAGCAGGUGACCGUCUUCAGUUCCCAGCGAAUCGCUCAACAAGAUAGAUCGCGAAUUUCUUGCCACAAUCUUCUUCUUCGAAAAAAUUCUCCCAGCAGAAUAUUCGUGGAAAUAAUGUGAGAAAAUUUUCGUGACGGAUUUUCUCGACUUUUUUUCCCUCCCAUUGUGAUAAAACCACCAGUAAAUAUUCCUCAAGAUAUUUCUUCUCGCUCCUGACAAAAGGAUUCACAAUAUUGAAAACGAUUUCGCGAAUACUUUUGUGAUAUAUACAUACAUAUAGGAGAGUUGGUAUAUAGCAAGUGUUAAGCUGCCUUUUGUGAUUCUCUGUGUGAGGAAAAAAUCAAACCAAUUCACAUCGAUAUGGAGAAUAUUUUAGUUGUUUACGGAAUUCUUCUCUCUGCCAUCAAUCUCUCCGUGGCCAUUCCGGACAUUUUGCCGAUUUUUAACAUACCACCCGGAAGCCUGGGGCAUGUGAACAGAACAGAAGCUGAGGUGAAGGAGGUGCAGGGACCACAAUACUCCAAUAGCUACCUACCGGCACUCAUGCAAGUGUUGCAACACUACACGGAGCUCAUGCAGUACGAACCACUGCAGCCACCCAAGAGGACCACAACGACUCAACGAACCACGACAAGGUACACCACGACCACGCCCAGGACCACCAAGUAUCCCAGUUGGAUGGUGCAGAGUACAACGCAGGCAGCCCUUCAGGAAUCAACACCACCUCAUAGACCAGGAUAUUUCAGUCCUGAACGUCCUCCAAGGCCUGUACUGGGGAACAAGAGACCCCUGAGCCAACCACAGAAACCAGAACAGACAUCCUUCUAUCGUCCCAGUCAGACACCAAUUCGACCUUCCACGGGGAACUUCUUCAGCACUCCCGAUGCCAAUAAGCAAUUCUACAAUUGGUUCUUCCAGGAUAAAUCGAAAAAGCUUGAAACGAACUUUGAUUAUGAUCUUCAACUGCUGGAUCCCCUGCCGAAGGCUCUUCUGCACGAUAUUGAACAGGAAUCCCCGCACCUUCCGGCCCUCCUCGAUGAGGACAAUGUGGAGGAGUUUCUGAAAAUGUACGACGACCACUUUGCCAGGAAUGUCGCCACGACGGGAAGGAAGAAGGUACCACCAACGAAGCCCUACGUGGAGAUGGUGGUGCUCUAUGACAUCCUCAAGAGGGAAGCUAAAGCUCUCAUGCUCAAUAAGUUCACGGGGUACUCGGAGGAGGUGCUGAGGGAGCUCCAGAUGACAUCCCAGUGGACGGGUGACAAGCAGUUGCACUUCAUCCUGAGCAAAACAUUGGAACGGAAGGAUGUUACGAGGGCGGAUAUUGUGGCUCGUCUGACCUCAAUGAUAAAAGAUCUGGGAAACCCCAACAAUAUCACGACAAAAACUGUAAGUCAAAUCCCACCACUUCAGUUUUCACCGUGAAAGAGAUUUUUUUUCUGCUGUAUGCAAUUUUAAUUAAAUCUAAAUAAUAAAAAAAAUGUUGCCAAUUGAAAA